Molecule: messenger RNA, 663 nt
Organism: Saccharomycopsis crataegensis
Lineage: Eukaryota; Fungi; Ascomycota; Saccharomycetes; Ascoideales; Saccharomycopsidaceae
Product: SUMO-targeted ubiquitin ligase complex subunit SLX8
Exons: 1
Coding region: 1-663 (220 amino acids)
Biological process (GO): protein autoubiquitination
Molecular function (GO): ubiquitin-protein transferase activity
Source: RefSeq, a predicted model, not a curated record
AUGCCGGGCAGAAGAGAGAAGCUAAAGAAAACUUCUUUGGCAACUACUAGUGACCAAGAGGGCUCACUUGGCAAUAAACGAAAAAGAUCAAGCAUUGUCGAAAUAACGACUGAAAACAAUCACAAUGGAAGCAAGCUCUUAAAACUCAAUUCUCGAGAUCCUGUACGAGCAUCCAGUGAUCCCUUAAUAAGAAACCAUAAAAGGUCCAGCAGAGAGAAUAAGAACCAGAAUCGAAAUUCCUUAUUUGUCCAGAGUGAUGAGGAUGAGGAAGAUUCUGAACUGAUACCUGCUAGGCAACUGAGAAAUAGCAACAAUAUUAAUUCAGUAAUAACUAUAUUAUCAUCAGACGAAGAAGAUGAAGGAGAUGAUGUUAUAUUUACGAGUGAGGCAAAAAAAUCUACUGAGAUUAUAGAUUCUGAUAAAGUUAAGCAAAAUGACCAUGCUAAAUCUUUCCAACUAUACGAAUGCCCUAUAUGCUUUGAUAGCCCUGAAAAGACUAUUGCUUUGCCUUGUGGUCACUGUUAUUGCUUUGAAUGUUUGUUUCAAGCUUUUGGACACUCAAGAACUUCUAAAAAGUCUGAAGCUGUUUGUGCUUUAUGCCGAGCUUCUUACACUUUGCCCAAAGCUGUUCCAUUAAAGUUCAAGUUUAAGACGAAAUCUUGA